Molecule: messenger RNA, 2322 nt
Organism: Doryrhamphus excisus (bluestripe pipefish)
Lineage: Eukaryota; Metazoa; Chordata; Actinopteri; Syngnathiformes; Syngnathidae
Gene: fbxw2
Product: F-box and WD repeat domain containing 2
Molecular function (GO): protein binding
Source: RefSeq, a predicted model, not a curated record
CUGCACGGAGACACAUGUCCUAAAUCCUGCUGCUCCCUAACAUCGAUCUACUCGUCCGGACGAAAGGAUUGUCGAUCCGAUGACAAGAUUUAUAAGAAGCCGAGUUGACAAGACUUGUCAGCUGUUGAAGAAACGGAACCCGAUGAUGCUUUUUAGCGGAGAAAGUCGGAUACGCUGCGUCAUGAUGUAACAUCUUGUCAGAGGAGCUUUCAUCAUGGCGGACGGCUAACUUAGCACACGAGCUAGCUUAGCUUAGCUUAGCUUAGCGAGUCUUUCCGCUCGCUUUCCCUGCUGUGAAACUCGACUCCGACCAAGCAUGGUGUCGAUAAUGAAGCUUUCCACAACCAUCUGGUUUUGCCGGUUGCUCUAAUGAUCUCAUGGAGAGAACAGAUUUCGAGGGGUGGCUGGAGUCAAUCUCAGCCACUUUUCUUACGCUGAACGACCAGCAGCGGAACCAGUCUUUGGACCACCUUAUAUCCCUCAGCGGCGCCGCCCAGCUCCGCCACCUGUCCAAUGGAUUGGAGGCCCUGCUCAAACGAGACUUCCUGCGACUUCUGCCUCUGGAGCUGGCCUUCUACUUGCUGCGCUGGUUAGAUCCGCAGACUUUACUCACCUGCUGCCUCGUGUGCAAGCAAUGGAAUAAAGUGAUAAACUCGUGCAUGGAGGUGUGGCAGAAUGCUUGUCAUGAGCUCGGCUGGAGGAUUGAUGAGUCCAUUCAGGAUGCGUCCCAUUGGAAGGGUGUCUACAUCAAGGCCAAGCUGCGAAUGAUGCAGCUGAAGGACCAGAAGGCCUUUGAGACGUCCUCCCUGAUUGGCCACAGCGCUCGAGUGUAUGCGCUCUACUAUAAGGAUGGUCUGCUCUGUACAGGAUCCGAUGAUCUCUCUGCCAAAUUAUGGGAUGUUCGCACUGGGCAGUGUAUUUACGGGAUUCAGACUCACACCUGUGCCACAGUGAAGUUUGACGAACAGAAGCUGGUGACUGGGUCCUUUGACAACACUGUUGCAUGCUGGGAGUGGAGCACAGGGGCCAAAAUCCAGCAGUUCCGUGGUCACACCGGAGCAGUUUUCAGCGUGGACUACAAUGAUGAACUGGACAUGCUGGUCAGCGGCUCCGCGGACUUCACCGUGAAGGUCUGGGCUUUGGCAGCCGGCGCCUGUCUCAACACUCUGACUGGACACACCGAAUGGGUUACCAAGGUGAUACUACAGAAAAGUGAAGUGGAGUCGAUGGUGCACAGUCCUGGUGAUUAUAUCCUCCUAAGUGCUGACAAGUAUGAAAUUAAGGUCUGGCCUUUAGGAAAAGAAAUCAACUGUAAGUGCUUAAAGACCCUGUCCGUGUCGGAGAACCGCAGCAUCAGCCUUCAACCUCGUUUGCAGUUUGACGGCCGCUACAUCGUCUGUAGCUCAGACCUCGGAGUUUAUCAGUGGGACUUUGCCAGUUUUGAGAUUCUCAGGGUGAUCAAAUCCCAGGACCCGGCCAACCUGUCUUUGCUCAGCUUCGGCGAGGUCUUCGCCCUCCUUUUUGACAACCAUUUCCUCUACGUGAUGGAUCUCAGGACAGAGUCCAUUUCGGGUCGCUGGCCCCUGCCACCUUACAGGAAAUCGAAACGCGGGUCCAGUUUCCUGGCCGGUGUUACGUCUUGGCUCAACGGCCUGGAUGGAGACAAUGAUUCUGGACUUGUGUUUGCCACGAGCAUGCCGGACCACAGUAUCCACUUAGUACUAUGGAAGGAAAACAUGCAUCAAACCUGACGCCGGGACGGAACGGAACGGGACGGGACAAUUUUAUUUUAAAUUUUUUGGUCCGAUCAGAAAAGACUGGAGAUUUCUUGGACUGGAAUAUCAAAGUUCCACAUAAACCACUCUUUUGUAUUAAAUGUGUGUAAUGUAAAGGCAAGUCAUAAUGCUUUUGUGUUCUUAUUGGUUGGCUCAGAACAUUAAAAUAAUAAUCAUAUUGCUGACUUUUAUCAUAUAGCUUGUCAUUUUUUUUAUUGUGAAUUACAAUCCAUGUCCAAAAUAAGUAAGAUUUACUAGCCUAAUAGCCAACAAAGACAACAUUUUUACUUUAUUUUACUUUUAUUUUACCAAUAAAAGUUUCUAAUGGUGAAAUCCAAGUGACUUGAUAAUAAGCCAGUGCCUCACUAAUACUGCAAUACUACAAUACCACCCCGAGAAGAAAUACUACGUUAGAAAACACAGAUACUCUGCAAAAGCUGAAUAAUCUUUUAUUAUUAUUAUUAUUAUUUUUUUUUUUAUUUUUUUUUUACUCCAAUGCAUGUAAACAUGACAACGGAUGACACAACAUAAAUUUCGAAAAAAAAUG